GGCAGUCACUUACAGAAUUGCGUUUCUCUUGGGCCAUAAGAAAUCAUCGCCAAGUUACAAAGCAACAUAGGAAUUCUUGGAACUGUGAUGCUUGCACAAAAUUCUAGCACUUGGGAGGGAAUGCAGCGUUGAGUUUGAUAACUAUGUAAGGUGUCACUCCUAACCCGUACUGUGUGUGUGUGUGUGUGUGUGUGUGUGUGUGUGUGUGUGUGUGUGUGUGUGUGAAGGAUGUGGGAGGUACCUGGAAGAGAAUAGGGAACAAGGGACUCGAAGAAGGACGCCAAGACAAGAGUCUGAUCAAGGCGACAAUUUUAUUUUUCCCCAAGGCUGAAUUUAUACCACAACAUGGGUAACAGAGGGGAGAAGUAAGAAACAUUUAUGCAGGCCAAGAGCACAAUAUUCAUGUGGUCAGAGAGUAGGCUGAUGUUGACAGGAUGUCAGAAAAGUCACAGGUUUGUCAUAUCUAUUAGUCAGCAGGAUGUUGGUUUUUCAGAAAGGUUACAGGUCAUCACAUUGGGUAUCUUAACAUAUAUAUAUUAUUAUUAUUAUUAUUAUUAUUAUUAUUAUUAUUAUUAUUAAUUUUGACCACCAGAUUUGUAUUAGUCUUCUGCAGCUGGCUGGGGAUUUUCCAUGAACCCAGUCAUACUUAAUUCUAAUCAUAAUAAUAACAUCAACAAUGGAGGGCUUCAAGGGCAUCGCUCCCAACGUGUGUGUGUGUGUGUGUGUGUGUGUGUGUGUGUGUGUGUACAUGUGCACACACUCACAGACUUGUACCUAUGACUCAUCGGUUUGACUGAGCACCUCUGCCACCACACCUGCCAGCCUCCCCAGUAGUAGACCUACUGGACAGUCACAUAAAUACUAUUGUAUGUGCAGAUUUAAAAGGGAAACGGCGAGGCACAUAGGGGAAACAACAUUGUCAAAUAAAUUAUUGUUCCAGAGAACAGUGAAUUACAGUUCACAAUGGUAUUUUAGAUUGAAAACAGAAUAAGUACUUACAGAAUAUUUAAACCAUCACUAAUACAACAUCUCUAAAUAUGUAUUUAACAUUUCUUAGUAUAGAAAGGAAAAUGCUAAGGGGCAAGCUCGGAACUAGCGUUCUGUAUUUAGAAGAGUAGAACUAGAGGAGACAUUGAGAAGAGAGUGCACAGUUGAGACUGUUUCUUAGGUAGAAUGCAAUUCUUAAAUAGAAGCAUUGAGCAGAUAUUGAAUAUGUGGAAUCCCAAUCCUGGGCAACCAGAGCAAACUCCAAUACUGCCUCAUAAUGGCUGCCUUAAGAGGUUCCCAUCAGAUGCCGCCAGCUGGAAGCAGGGACAGGGAAACCCUGCAGAGGAAAUCAGAGACACCAGGCGGGGCAAGUUCAAAUCCCAACUGUGCAGGCUCGCUUUGCUUUGCUUUGCUUUGCUUUUUUUUUUUUUUUUUUUUUUUUCUUCCAUUCUCAUCCCUUUUCUUUUUCUGUUUUUCCGGUUUUUUCUUUUUUUUUCCUUUUUAAAUCUUUUCUUUCAUUUUUCUAUUUCUCUUUUCACAUGUCUGUCUUAUCUGCUUACUUAUUGUUUAUUUACCUUUGUAUUUGGGGUUUUUUUGAGACAGGGUAGCCUUGGCUGUCCUGGAACUCAGUCUGUCGACCAAUCUGACCUCGAAUUUACCAAGGUCCACCUGCCUUAAUCCCAAGUGCUGGGAUUAAAGGUGCACACCACCAUGCCCAGCUUCUUUUUGAAGACAUUUUCCAACUUUCUGUGCAGUUUCACACUAACAAAACAUAGACAAAAGUCUAUGACCUACAAUCCAAGCUCUUGGGAAGCUAAGGCAAGGGAUUGUGACUCAAAGCCCACUUGAGCUACAGAGUGCAAUCAUUUCUAACAACAAAAACAAAAAAACAAAAACACAAAAUGGGCUAGAGAGAUGGCUCAGUAGCUAAGACUAGUGCUCUUUUAGAGAACCUGGAUUCAAUUUCCAGCCCUGGCACUCUACCCAUGGUGGCCCACAACCAUCUCUAACUGAAUUCCCAGGGUUCCAAUGCCCUCUUCUGACCUCGGCAUGCAUCAAUUAAAUAUGUGGUGCAUAAACAUACAUUCAAGUAAAAUACUUAUACACAUUUUUCUUAAAAGCCUUGUAAACGAAAAAUAGCCAAGUGUGGUCACCCACACCAUUGGUCCCAGUCAGUAGGCAGAGGCAGGGAUCUCUGGGCUAGAGAGCAAGUUUCAAGCUAACCAGGGCUAUAUGAGAAGACCCUGCUAUAAAUAAGUUAAUUGAUUAUUAAAUCAUCAGUCAGAUUGGACCCUGUAGCUCGGAGGCUCACAAUUAAGAGUGCAAAACAAAGUUACUCUCUGACCUUCCCAGAACUCUACAGAGAGCUAGGAGCCAAAUUGAUUUCCUUCUCAGGCCAUUCCAAUCUUUCUCAUACCAAAGGUCCCUCCCUGCAAGACCUUUAGGUGAGGCAAGCUGCUUUGGAUGGCUGCUUUCCUCCUCCUGCAUUAUGUGGGAGUGAAUCUAGGAGAGAUGCUUCACACCCCUCAUUCUAGCACUUGCCAGCCCAAAAAGAAAGGAUCAGGAGUAAGAAGCCAGGCUGAGCUACCAAGUAAAUUCCAGGCCAGCCUGGGCAACUCAGUGAGCCCUCGUUCUAAAACUAAAUGGUGUGUUAGAAGACUGUGGUUGGUGUGAUGUAAGCACGUCAAGAAACAGCACUUACCAGGCUUGGUGACACGCACAUGUUACACGGAGCUCUUGAGGCAGAGGCAGGUGGAUAGCCUGCGCCUGAGCCGAGGUUAUCCUUUCCAGAAGUCUGUACUGACUCUUCCUGGAUUUCUCUAUUGUUGGCUUCUAGGUUUGAUUUUGUUAUCUUUUAUACCUUUUAUUAUUAUUUUGAGAGGAGCUCUCUGUGUAGCCCUGAAAGUUGGCCUUAAACUCACGGAGAUCCGCUCUGCCUCCUGAGUGCUGGGAUAAAAGCGUGCACCCCCACCAUGUCCCUUCUGCUUUGGUUUGUUAUGGUUGUUGAGAUACUCUUCUGUAGGCCAGAAUGACCUUGCACUCCCUUUCUUUAUUUCCUGCUCGGCUAUGAAAAUGAACUCGAGCAAAUACUCUCCGCUAAACUACAGCCUAAGACCCAACCCUUGAACAGCAGCCGCCUAGCCUGCUGCUGCGAUGACGAUGAUGGAGUGCCAAGUGUGACCCUUCUUUAUCUCCGACCUAUUUCCUCACGCCCUUCAGACGGCGGUCCAGUCCUGUUAGUGUUCUUAUUGGACUUGAUGUCCGAUAAGAACACUAGGGAAUUUCUACACAGGACCCUCCUCCGUGCGUCAUGGUUACCACUUUCUACCUUUGUCCAGAGUGAGGCUCAUCUUUCCCUACAAGACAGUGUCCCAUCACCGUGAUUCCUAAGCCAACUUCAGUGAUAACUGGAGAGAAUUUCCCAGUUCCCUCGUGCUUUCAUUGCCAGAGCUAAGGGUGUAAGCUGACCACUCCUGGAAGCUAGGACCGUACUUCAACACCAAACACGCCCCCAGUCCCUCUCUAAGGAUUCUAGGCGAGGCUCCAACCCUGACCAUGCCCCUAGCCUCCCUGAGAAGGCCGGGCUCAACCCUAGCGCCCGGACCCCUCAUUGGAGGAUUCUAGGUAGGGUUCCACCCCUAUCCACACUCCCAGCCCCUCACUGGGGGAUUCUCACGGAAUCCCCACUCGUGCCCAGAUAUCCUUUUACUUUUUGUUGCCAAACUCAACUUAUCACCUGAAAAAAGGAAGAGAAAAGCUGGGUCCAGAAGAGACAAGUCUCGUUCCCUCGCCUUCCCCUCCCCCCCCCCCUCCACUGUGGGUCCAGAGGGAAGUCCCCCCUCAUCCUCCGCCCCUGUCUUUGAAGUUCCUCUGAAGCUUCGUGCACUUUCUUUAUUUCAAGAGUGCUGGCAGGUUCUGCUAAUUUUGGGCUGAGAGCCCACAGGAUCCUGUGGGAGGUCAGGUCUUAAAAUAAACCUCCGUAUCUACAUGUGUGCGCAUUCCGCUCUAUUUCUGGAAGCCUGAGUGAUAGCCAGGGAAGCCGGCGGUUUGUGCCAUCGGCCACUCCCUCCCAGCCAACACUGUGCCUGGACUCCCAAGUACUCUCAAUGCUGGGGUGGGGGGUAAAAAUUCCAGACCAACACCAGACACGGGGAUAAGUGGGUAGAGGGCUGACCUGGAACGUGGGAAGCCCUGAGCUGCAUCACCCGCAACUCAUAAACUGGGUGUGGUGAACUAGCCUAUCGGCUGCCACAGCACUGGGAGGUGGAGGCGGAACGGUUAGUAGUCCAAGGUUACCUCAGUUACACAGUGAUCUUGAGAUCAUCCUGGUCUACACGCUGCUUUUUAAAAAGAGGGGGAGAUAGGACUGGAGAAAUGGCUGAUAAAAUCAGUUAAGAGCAGUUGCUGCUCUUCCAGAGUUCCUGAGUUCAACUCCCAGCAACCACAUAGUGGCUCGCAAUCAUCUACAAGGGAAUCUGCUGCCCUCUUCUGUCGUGCAGGAGCCAGAGCACUCAUAUAUAUUAAAUAAAUCUUAAAAAAAAAAAAAAAAAAAAAAAAGGUUCCCAUCUUGCCUGUCCAGCACCUGUCAAUCUUCCCUUUACCCCUGGUCCCUGGUCCUCUUCCCCAAGAGGUCUGCGGGGGAAACAGAACUAAAUAAUAGAGAAGUUCAAUCUCAAAACAAAACAAAACCAAAAAAAAAAAAAAAAGAUUUGUAGCUUUGAGACUAGAGAAAUGGCUCAGUGGCUAAGUGCUCUUUCAGAGGACUCGGGUUUGGUUCCCAGCACCUGUAUUUAAUGGCUCAAAAUUGCCUGUAAGUCAAGUUCUAAGGGAUCUAAUGCCUUUGCGGGUACUGGACGCAAGUGGUGCGCAUAGAGACGAGCAGGCAUACAUACACAUGAAUUUAAAGGAAAGAAAAAGAAAGUAAGUUUGAGGCUGGAGAGGUGGCUCAUCAGUUGAGAGCACUGCUGCUCUUCCAACGAGGAUCUGAGUUCAAUUCCCAGUACCCACAUUGAGUUGCUGACAACCUAUAACUUCAGCUCUGAGGGCAGGGGAAGACUCAAAUAGACUCCUCCAGCCUCUUUGGGUACCACUGUGCAUAUGCACAUACCCUAGCAUUCAGUGUAUGCAUAUCUGACUAAACAAACAGGGGAAUUAAAAACAAACAUGGAUAGGUAGAGAGGGUAGGGAGUGGACUAGAGCAAUAAAGUUUAAAGAUGCUUAGUAAGAACUUGUUGAAGCUGUGAAAUCUAUUGCUUAGUUUUGUUUUUAUACUUUUCUGUAAUGAAAUAUACAUGCCUGUGUAAAAUACACAUACAUUUUAUACAAAGCAAAGUAAAGCCAAGUGUGGCAGUAAAUGCCUAUAAUCCCAGAACAUGGCACAAGUCUAUUAGCCCUGUGGAGCUGGAAGACCAGUUCGAUGUUACCUUCAAUGUUAUCUUCAGUUACAUACUGAGUUUGAGACCAUUCUGGGCUGUGUGAAAUGUCUCAGACAGACGAGGUUGACAGUGUUAGCUCCUAAGAACCUCAUUACUGGGCCAGGUGAGUAGCCAAACGUUAGAGCGCUGUUCAAGGAUUUGAGAAGCUCUGGAUUUCCUAUCUACCUGUUGACAGUGUUUUCUAUUAACAAUGGGGACUGGAGGGGUGGCUCAGUGGUUCAGAACGCUUGUUGCUUUUGAAGAGGACUGGGGUUCAGUUCCCAGCACCCACGUGACUAUUUCUAUAAGUGUGUUUUACUACAGUUCUAGGGCAUUUGUCACCUUCUUCUGACCUCCUCUGGCACCAGGCUUGCAUAUGGUACAAUUACAGACAGACAGGCAAAACACUCGUGCACAUAAAAUAUGUCUUAAAAACAAGAACAACAAAAGGUCUUGGAUACCUUUUAGAAUAGGUAAGGCCAUAGUUACUGAGAGCAUGAGAGAGGCUAUUUUGUUUUUCACUAUUACACAAAUGUGUUCAGUAUGCAAUAAUUCACUGAGCUUUUCAUGGAUGGAAAGCACAGUUAUUUUGUUUGCAUGCUACAUGUUAAUGAAAACUUCAAUGUCAUAUCUUGUCUCAAAAUAAAAUCCCAUGACAGUUUCUCAGAAUAGUGAAAGAAUUUAGUAUUUUCUUGCUGCUUACCUGCCCUGUCAUCAGAAGGAUGGUAAUCGUCGUCUCCAAAUCCUAAGCCUUGGGCAACCUAUAGACUCGCCAGUAGUUAGCACAGUUUUGUAAAGUGGUAAGCUCCCAUUUAAUUUUUAAAACUUAUGUGUGUGUUGGGGGGGGGGGUGUAUAAGUGUGACUGAAGGUGUCCACAGAGUCCAGAAGAGGGUGUUGGGUCCACUGGGACGUGAGUUGCAGGGGUGGUGAGCUCCCUGGUGUGGGUGCUAGAAUCAGAAUUUGGGGUCUCUGCUGUCAGCUGUGUGCCUUUACCAAUGGCACAUAACUCCACCCCCAACCCUACAUUUUUCUAAUGGCAGAACGUUUCCUUGCACUGUCCCAAUAUCAUGAUGCUCACCAGGCCCACAGUUAGAACAGCAUCCCUCACAUGGCAGGGCAUUUGUGGAACUGGAUUCAGUCAGGACAGGUUUUGACCCAGAACGUAUUCCUAGGCAGUCACUCUGGUUCUCCCUCAGCUCCCCCAGGCAUUGUUCUCCUCUAGUGAGAUCAAAUAAAGCACUGUGUGGAGAUAACUUGCAGAAUAAGGAGGAGAAUUGCUGAGGGUGAGAGUGAGCGAGAUCCCAUUAAAAAGAUCAUACUGAGGUUUCUGGGGCAACCCCACAAGAGUUUUCUAUUAAGGAAGUCGAAAAGCUCGUUUGGAUUAACUUGUAAGAAUGGGGUAAUUGUAUGACUUUGGUGUUUUAUUUAUUUACUAUUGAGACUUGGUUGUCCUGAUUUUUUUUUUUUAAUGUAGACCCGGCUGGCCUGGAACUCACAGAUCUGCUUGCCUCUACCUCCUCGGUUCUGGAACUAAAGAUGUGAACCAUCACCCAGCCUAUGUCUUUGCUUUUGUAAUCUUUGAGGCCGUUUAAAAUAUUAUACUUCUACCCAGAGCCAAAGGUAUGGCUCGGGUCCUCUUCUUCUGAAUUAAAAAAAAAAAAAGGUGAGAAAACUUGAAGAAAGUUAUGAUAUAGGAAACAGCCUUCCCUUAACGAACCUCAGCAAGCGACCAUUCCCUCCAUUUUUUCUUCCUUUCACAUGGAAUUUUAGAUUCUGAAGAGGGGCGAUUGCGUCUGUGCUAUUUUCAUGUGGUGGUUGCAAUUCUAAGGGUAGUUGUGGUACUUGGUUUUCUUUAACUUAGCGUGUGCAAAUCCACAAAAGACCUGAUAACGCCCAUCUAGCUAGCUAGCUACCUAAUAAGUAGGUAUGAGUGAGUGUUUAUGUGUGAGUGUUUUGCCUGCCUGUAGGUCGUGCACAUAUGUGUAAUGCCCAUAGAGUCCCAAGGGGAUGCUGGUUGUGAGCUGCCAUGUAAGUGCUGGAAAUCAAACCCUGGAUGUUCUACAAGAAUAGUGCCCUUAAUCACUGAGCCAUGUCUCCAGCCAUACAAGAAUUUAUUAUUUAUUUAUUUACUUACUUACUUACUUUUAUUCUCCGACACCCCCCGUCCCCCGUCCCUUUCUCUCCUCUCUUUCUCCUCCCCCCGCCCCACCCCUUGAAACAGGGUCUCUGCCUGGAACUCCAUCUCAGUGCUGGGAUUAAAAGGUGUGCGCCGACACGCCCACCCAGCUAAAAACUUUUUUUUCUUUUGGCAUACAGAAGUUGUUUCUGGGUUUAACUUCACAAAGCAUUCACUUUAGAGCUUUGAUGUAUUCCAUUGCAACGAUGUCACUACCUAGUGACUGGGAUGCCCUAAACCACGUAAGACCCCAAGACGGUUUCACUGGCUCUGAGAUCCAGAUCGGGACGGCUCCCAGGAACUUCCUGUCUAUUUCCGGCGUCGCCAUCUUGCUUCCGGUUUCCGAGGGGGUUGGAUUGUGUUCUCAGCCCUACGCCAGCCUGUCGGGACAUCUAUGUGUAGUCAGACAGCUGCCUUCUGAUCCGCGGUGGUGGCUCUCACCUGUAAGACACUGCUCCCUCACCGGAGGCGUCUUUGUCGUGUUCUGGCUUUUGGCUCAGCAACUAUGUAGAGAUACUGGAAUCCACCAACAAGGCCCAGCAAGGGCCUGUUCACUUCUGUUGCCCGUCUUUCCCUGCCGGCUGCGAUUGCAAGGCACUCCGUGUGCCUUAGAGAGCGAGGAUGGACACAGUCAUGAUCAAUGUGAUGCCAAACCUGAGCUGAUCCUGAAGUUGGAGCAAGGAGCUGAACCAUGGAAGGAAGACGGUGCCGCAGACCCGAGCCUCGAAGCUCUGCAACCUGUGAAGAGCCUGAAGGAGACCAGAUGGGACAAUCGAAAGAGACAUCUGAGCCACCUGGUAAUCACCGGCAGCGCGUCAGCUGAGGAGAGGGGCCGGUUUGGGGAAAUAUUUAAUCUGAGUUCAAACCAUGUUUUGCACCUGGCUAUUAAGAAUAAGGACUCUUCUAGAAGGAGAGCUGAGGUGCUUGAUACAUGGGAAAACAUGUGUCUCCCUGGUGAGAUGCAGGCUACAAAGGAGCUUGACCAUCCUAAUUCAGCUAAGGUGCCGUGCAGGCCUCCUGUGCCCCUUAGUCUGGAUCUCAGUGUUGAAAGUGGGCAACAACGCGUCCAGCGUGCUCAGCGUGGUGAAGUCUUCGAUGUGAACACUGUAUGGACACGUACAGUGUUUCCUUUGGGAGACAGCUCGAGAAAUGCCUUUGAUAAGUUGGCUCUUAGUGCCCGGGAGGGCACUCGCCUAAGGGAAGAAACUUUUGGUUGUAACAUGUGUAAGGAGUCAUUCUCUGACACUAAGCAUCUAAAACCACACCUAAAAACCCAACGUGGCAUGAGUACCAACGGUGAGCCAGCAUCCCGUGCAAAAGCAGGCCUUCAGCGCACUCUGCGUGCCUGGGGAAAACCCCGGGGGUGUAAUGGCGACGAGAAAUGUGUGCAUCAGAUGCCAAAACUGAGGGCUGAUCGGAGUGUCUUCUCAGGUAAAGAGAGUAAUUGUGUGAAAACAUUUUGCCCAGACUCCACUUUGAGUGUACAGCGGAGACCACACCCAGGUAAAAAGCCCCGUGAAUCACCUGUAAAAGCCAACGACCAGCCUCGUCGACGUCACAGAGGUGGGAGAACCUACCAGUGUAAAGUAUGUGGGAAAGCCUUUAAACACACACAAAAUCUCUACUUACACCACAGAACUCACACUGGGGAGAAGCCCUAUGAGUGUAAAGAAUGUAAGAAACUAUUCAGCGUAAAGUCAAAUCUCAGUGUACAUCAGAAAACCCACACCGGUGAAAAGCCCUACGAGUGUAACAUAUGCAGAAACGCCUUUAAAAGAAGGUGUGACCUAACUAUACACCAGAGAGUCCACACAGGCGAGAAGCCCUACGAAUGUAAAGAGUGCAGGAAAACGUUCAGUAUAAAGUCAGGGCUCAUUGUACAUCAGAGGAUUCACACAGGCGAGAAACCAUAUGAGUGCAAUGUCUGUGGGAAACGUUUCAACCAGAAGUCAAAUCUCUCCACGCAUGAGAAAAUUCACACGGGUGAGAAACCCUUUGAGUGCAAAGACUGCAGCAAAGCAUUUAGCGUCAAGUCCUAUCUCACUAUACAUCAAAAAACUCACUUGGGUGAGAAACCCCACUCAUGAGCUCUGGGGAAGCCUUCUGUGAGAAGACAACCCUCCACAGACAUCCUAGCGCAAGCCCAGGUCAGAAUCCCUGUGAACAGAGAAUGUAGAAAAAGUGUGAGCUGUUCAUCCUCUCCAGGUACCGCAGAGAGGUGAGAGGUGUGGGUCGUCGUGCAUGUAAAGAUUGCAGAGACUCCGUCAGUCCUAAGUCAGAUCUCCUCAUUAAUUAGUGAACUCAAAACACGAGAAACCUACCCGUGUGGGACAUGUUCAGAAGGCUUCUGCCAGAUGUCAGGCGUUAGCUAUUGGAGAAGCUCUGCAGGCGAGAGACCCCCUCUGACUGAGCCCUGGAACAGUCGGUCUUCAGUAAGACUGGAGAAUCCGUACUGACAGAAACCCUGAGUGUAGCUCUGUGGAAGCCCUUCAGUCAGAAGUCUGAAGAGUCCCCAUAGGGGAGAAGCCCUGUGAAUGUAACAAAUGCAGCAAGGCAUUUGUCUCCUUUCCCUGUGUGUCACAGAGUCUUGUCAGUGUAGUCUACAGAGCAUUCACCUGCCACAUGUCAAGCCUAGUACACACCAGAGAAGGCUCGCUGCUGAGAGGCCUUAGGAAAGUAAGGACGAGGAAACAUUUCCAGCAAAUGUGUGGCGGGGUCCUCAAGUAGAAAAGCUCUGUGGGUGGGAGUGGGGGAGUCCCAACAGCAGGUAACUCACUGUGUGGCACUCGCACAGCUGAGAAGUGUGAGGUGAGUGCAGUGUGUGUGUGGAGAAACCUUUUCCUAGAUGUCAGAUCUCAGCAGUCAUUAGGUGAGGAACGCUUCAGCUGAAAGGCACCCUUUACUGCAUACCAAAGAAGGCAGGUAGGAUAAGCCAUAGCACUUUAAUGUGUGUACAAAAACUUGAUUCUGUAAGGCGAAGACAUCUGUCUCCACUAGAGAACCACGCAAACACAGAACCCCAUGAAUAUAAAAACUGAACCAAAAAACAAAAAGACAAUCAAAACAAAACUCACAAAAGCCCUGAGAUUUUAAAGAAUGUAGAAAAUAUUUCAUGUGCAAGAACUCAAAUAGGUAAUCAUACACUCACAUAAGUAUGUAUAACAAACAGACAUAAUGUGCAUCAGAAAUCCCUACCCCUGAGAAACCAGAGUGAUAUAUACACACACACACGCACACGCACACACAUACACACGCAUGACUUACCCAGUGCAAACACUGGAGGGCUCGCAGGCUGGAAGUACCUAAAUGUCAUGUACAUGGACAACCCUUUUACAGGAAGGUGACCUCCACAUUGAAGAAUCCAUAAGAGAGGGGAUGCUGUUAACAUGUGGGAAAGCCUAUCUAGAGUGUUACAGAUAUGGAAAAAUGUCACUGUGAGAGGUCCUAUAUGCACAAGUCUCCUGUGCUAAGAUUCACUUUUCUUCCUUUACCGGGGCCUGGCAGCCUAUAUGUGUGUGUAGUGCUUUGGGGAGAACAUGCCCUAAGUUUUAUCGGAGUUUUAACAUUUGUAAUGAGUCCUUUCUUUCUGGCCUCAACCACGAAUGCGUGCAAUACAUUAUCUCUGAAUUUGUCCUCACGGCCUGAAAGGCAGGGAGGUUUACCUUUGAUAAGAAAUGUAGCAAACGGCACUGAUUUAAGGACAUGCCUUAUUGGAGAGAGUGAAGGCUUCGUAUGUUUAUAAAUCUCCUGUUUGUAUGGUGAUAUAACAUUCUACACAAGCUUUUUGCAACGUAAAGCAAAUUCAUUGUAACUCAUUUUAAAAGCAUCUCAGACAGAACCUUUCAUGUGUUUUCAAGCCAUUUGGUGGAUAAAAAGAACCAUGACAUUUCAAUAAACUCUAAAUGCCUUACCUGGCACCAGCAUCACAUUAAAAAGAUCGUAAAGCUUUUUUCAUGUGUGGAAUAUAUGUGUAUCCAUAAAACAUUGACAUCCGUAUAUGGGAAAUUAUUCAUUAAAAUGACAUUGUCACUCUCUAAAAAGUGUUAAGAGUUCUAAGAUUAUUUCUGAGCGGGGUGUAGCGGGGUGUAUCUUUAAUUCCAACACCCAGAAGGCAGAGGCACUCAGAUAUCUGAGUUUGAGUCCAGCCUGGUCUUCAGAGAGAGAGUUCUAGGCCAGCAGAGCUACACGAUGAGACCCCAACUUAAAAAUAUAAAAAGUAACAAUUGUUGAAUGCGCCAUAGAAUGAGGAACAUUGAUGUUUGUCACAACCAAAGUUUAAGAACUGCAGCUAACACUAGUGGCUACCAGGACUGCAGCUGAGGUCCCUGGAGGACACGAUUGUCCUUGUCCUGAGGCAUGAACAGGUGUCUACUUAGUCCGAUGGGGCACUAACAACAGACCAAAGAAACAAUUCUCUCACGCUCCCGUCUGGUGAGUCCAGUGAGUUUACUGAGCUUGCAGGAGUGUGAUGGCAGCAGCUGCAUCACUGAAAAGCCCACCUCGGUGUGGAGGUGACCUGGGAAAAGUGGGACGCUUACAGGAAGCUCAGCAGGCAUAUAGCUUGUCAGAGAGCCUCCCCUUCCCAGCAGCCUUUCCUGUUUCAUAGGCUUAGGAAGGGAUGGGCGCUGUGCAUCUUAUAUGGGGGGCUUUGGGAGACUUAGGGGUUUAUUUUUGAGUCUUCAUGGGCAUUCCCCCAGGACGGAAUGUUUUCAUUCAGGGGGUACAGCUACACACCAGGCACAACAGACUGCUACAGGUAAGGUUUGCACAUACGAUUUUAUCACACUAGCAGACGUUCUCUGGAUGCAGGGGCAUGCCGGAAAUGCACUUUUUGUAAUGUUCUUUAAUGAUUUUCAUUAAGGUUUUCCUCAUUAAAUUUUAUCCUAGCCUGUUUACAUCUUGUAAGGCUCCUAUUUGUAUUUUCUUAAUCUUUUAAAAUUUAACUGUAUAUGACGUUUGCAACCAACUAUCUGCCAAUUAUAGAUGUUAGUGCUUUUCUAACAUGGUGAUUUCUUAAUGUGAACCAAUAUUUCUAAAAGAGUAAAUAUUAAGGUAGGAAAACAUGAAUAAAGAUAUUUUUCACAGCCA
Molecule: messenger RNA, 12667 nt
Organism: Rattus norvegicus (Norway rat)
Lineage: Eukaryota; Metazoa; Chordata; Mammalia; Rodentia; Muridae
Source: RefSeq, a predicted model, not a curated record